AUGUCAGACGAUUGCUCGGUUUCGGAAAUUCUCCAGUACAGCGCCAUGACACCCUUUGACCCCAUGGCCUACCGCGGAGCCGGAUACCAGCGCGCCAUGAGCAACCGACGUAUUGUUGCGCUGUUGAAGGAGUGGAAGGAGCACAGAAAGCAGCAGGCGUACGCUUGUGAGAACUUAUGCUCCCGCCAAAUUCCGAGCGCCCCGGAGCAGCCUGCUCUCUGUGAUCUCGACCAUCCGAACACUUCUUUGGAUGUGUCCAAGGCUGACCAGCCUAAGAAGGAGUGA
Sordaria macrospora k-hell is the source of this 285-nucleotide messenger RNA. RefSeq lists its product as uncharacterized. The record is from RefSeq and is a predicted model, not a curated record. NCBI's taxonomy places the organism in Eukaryota, Fungi, Ascomycota, Sordariomycetes, Sordariales, Sordariaceae.